AUGAACACGCUUCUCGCUCUGUUCUCCCUUCUCGCCGUGGCUUCUGCCCAAUACCUGUACUAUCCAACGAGCUAUUACACUCCAUAUUACUACUAUUAUCCAACCGUUGCCACAACACAAAACGACGCUACAGCAUAUCAGCAGACUUAUCAACAAACUUAUGCUCAACAACCAUCCCAACAGUAUCAGCAACCAACUCAAUAUGCUCAAGGAAGCCAACAAUACUCGAAUGUUCAGCGAGAUCAAUCCGGAAAUGUUCAGACUACUGGAGCUGUGGCUGCUCAGCCACUUUACUACUACACCUAUCCAUACUAUUAUUACACCUAUGGAAAGUAG
Molecule: messenger RNA, 336 nt
Organism: Caenorhabditis briggsae
Lineage: Eukaryota; Metazoa; Nematoda; Chromadorea; Rhabditida; Rhabditidae
Exons: 2
Coding region: 1-336 (111 amino acids)
Source: RefSeq, a predicted model, not a curated record